Messenger RNA from Effrenium voratum, 428 nucleotides. Lineage: Eukaryota; Dinophyceae; Suessiales; Symbiodiniaceae. The record is from the annotation of a GenBank genome assembly.
GUUCCGAGUACACCGAGUUCACCCUGAGCAAGGAUGAAUUCGGGCCGGGCAUGGAAGAGGUUCUCGCGAUGAAGCUCAUGACGUUGAUGACAGCGAAGGGCUGGAGCGACCCCAUGGAGCUGAUGAUGGCGUGCAGCGAUGGCAGCAAGAGCUUCGAUCCGGAGCCCAAGGUUCACAGCGCCAAAGGCGAUGAGAUUGGACCAAUGGAGUUUAUGAGCCUCGAUCCACACGAUGAUUCGAUCUUUCCCAUCUCCUUCAAGUUCAAGGUGCCGUGCAAGGAGGAAUCGGCGCCAGAGCCGGUGAUUCCGGCGGUGGCUGAGAAGACCGAUGCGGAAGAGCAUGGGGCAGACAAGGAGGAAGACAAGGAAGAAGACAAGGAGGAAGAGCACGAGGAGAACGAGGAGGAGCACGAUGGCAAAGAGGACUGA